AUGCGGGCAUUCCACAUGACGUGGUUCGCCUUUUUCCUGUGCUUCUUCGGCUGGUUCGGCAUCGCGCCGCUGAUGGCCAUCGUGCGCGAGGACCUGAUGCUGACCAAGGCGCAGGUCGGCAACACCAUUAUCGCCUCGGUGGCCAUCACCGUGCUGGUGCGGCUCCUGAUCGGACCGCUGUGCGACAAGUUCGGCUCGCGGCUCACCUACACGUGGCUGCUGAUCCUCGGCUCGCUGCCGGUCAUGGGCAUCGGCCUAGCGCAAAGCUACGAAUCGUUCCUGCUGUUCCGGCUGGCCAUCGGCGCUAUCGGCGCGUCGUUCGUCAUUACGCAGUACCACACCUCGAUGAUGUUCGCCCCCAACUGCGUGGGCACCGCCAACGCCACCACCGCCGGGUGGGGCAACCUCGGCGGCGGCGUUACGCAGAUGGUCAUGCCGCUGAUGUUCUCGGCGUUCCUGAUGCUGGGCGUCGGCAAGUUCGUGAGCUGGCGGCUCGCUAUGAUCAUCCCCGGCGCCGUGCUGUUCGUCACCGGCAUCGCCUACUACUUCUUCACCCAGGACGCCCCGGACGGCAAUUACCGCGACCUGCGGGCUCAGGGCCGCAUGGCGCCGCGCAGCGAUAAAUCGUACGGCUCCUUUACGGCGGCGGCCAAAGACUACCGGGUGUGGGCGCUGUUCGUGGUCUACGCCGCGUGCUUCGGCAUUGAGCUGACCAUCAACAACGUGGCGGCUCUGUAUUUCCACGACCGCUUCGAGCUCAGCGUCGGCACCGCCGGUCUCAUCGCCGGCCUGUUCGGCCUGAUGAACAUCUUCGCCCGUACUCUGGGCGGCAUCUUUUCGGACACCUUCGCGCGCCGCGGCGGGCUGCGCGGCCGGGUGUGGUUUCUCGGAUGCGUGCUGCUGCUCGAAGGCGUGACGCUGAUGGUCUUCUCCCGCAUGCCGGCGCUGGGCAUCGCGGUCGGCGCCAUGAUCGUCUUCAGCCUCUUCGUACAGAUGUCCGAGGGCGCCACCUACGGCAUCGUGCCGUUCAUCAACAAGAAAGCGGUCGGCCCGGUGGCCGGUAUCGUCGGCGCCGGCGGCAACGCCGGGGCGGUGGCGGCCGGCUUCCUGUUCCGGGUUGAAUCGCUGGCCACCCAGGACGCCCUGCUGAUCCUCGGCAUCGCCGUGGCGGUGUCGUCGAGCCUGGCGCUGUGCGUGCGCUUCUCGCCCGAGGUGGAGGCAGAGGAGAAAGCCGCCUUCGCCGCGGCCCUGGCGCAGCGCGAGGAAGCUCUGAGCACGGCAGCGUAA
Molecule: messenger RNA, 1287 nt
Organism: Geodia barretti
Lineage: Eukaryota; Metazoa; Porifera; Demospongiae; Tetractinellida; Geodiidae
Source: the annotation of a GenBank genome assembly